Molecule: messenger RNA, 1707 nt
Organism: Diaporthe amygdali
Lineage: Eukaryota; Fungi; Ascomycota; Sordariomycetes; Diaporthales; Diaporthaceae
Product: arginine permease
Exons: 3
Coding region: 1-1707 (568 amino acids)
Biological process (GO): amino acid transmembrane transport
Cellular component (GO): membrane
Molecular function (GO): amino acid transmembrane transporter activity
Source: RefSeq, a predicted model, not a curated record
AUGUACGGCAUCAGUAGGAGCGAGACCGAUGGGUCUGGUAACGACAGCACGAAGAAGGAGAAGGAAGUCGUCAAUGUCCUCGAGCCUGUCGCUUCCACUCGCAUUGCGGGCAUUUACGAAGACCCAAAUGCGUUGGCACAGCCUGAAGAUACCCACGUUGGAGAGUUCGGCACAAAGCGUGACCUGAAAGCACGUCAUGUGUCUAUGAUUGCUCUUGCCGGUACAAUUGGAACUGGUCUCUUCCUGGGUUCUGGAUCAGCAUUGGCCAAUGGCGGCCCUGUCGGCUUCUUCCUUGGUUAUACGAUCGUCGGGUGUCUGGUCGGUAUGAUGAUGUAUUGCUUGGGUGAAAUGACCGUCUUCGCUCCUAACAUCGGUGGAUUCAUCGAAAUGGGCAACAAGUACCUGUCCCCUGAAAUGGGAUUCGCCAUGGGUAUCAACUACAUCCUCCUGACAGGAUUCACCGUACCAACCGAAAUUACCGCAAUUGGCCUCAUGAUCGGGUUUUGGGAUGAGACGUCAUCACAUCUAGGCAUAUACAUCGCUGUAUUCCUGGUCGUCUGCGUCGCCACUAACUUCCUUGGCGUGAAGUGGUACGGAGAGGUUGAGUUCUUCUUCGCCUGUCUGAAGAUCGCUCUUCUGGUCGCGCUUAUAAUAUUUGGCAUCGUCGCAAACACCGGAGGUAUCAACGGUGUUUACACAGGUGGCAAGUACUGGCGCGAGGAGCCUUGGAACGACGACUUCGGUGGAAUCACUCCUGUUAACACGGCGCGGUUCCUCGGAUUCUGGAAGGUGCUCACGCAGGCAGCCUUUGCUUACGGCGGUGUCGAGUCUAUCGGUGUCAUCGCUGGAGAGGCCCACAACCCCCGAAAGACUAUGAAGUCGGCUACUAAGACCGUCUUCUACCGCAUUGUCGGUCUGUACGUCACCGCCGUCAUCAUUAUCGGCCUCAAUGUCUCCCAGAACUCGCCCGAACUCCUCAGCGCCGUCAGCCACGGAGGUCACACCGCUGCCUCGUCGCCCUUCGUCGUCAUUUGCCAACAGACCGGUGUCAAGGUCAUGCCCUCCGUCAUCAAUGCUAUCGUCAUGACAAGCGCCCUGUCCUCCGGUAACGAGAACGCCUACGGUCUCUCCCGCACAUUGAUGGCCCUGGCCCGCCAGCGCUCGAUGCCUUCCGUCUUCCUCAAGACCAGCCGCGUCGGAACACCCUACGUCGGCGUCAUAGUCGCUUUCUGCUUCGGCCUCCUGGCCUUCCUGUCCGUCAGCAACGGCUCCAGCCAGGCCUUUACCUGGCUGUCCAACCUGUCCGCGCUGUCUUCACUGAUCGCCUGGACCUGCAUCUGCUGCUGCUAUGUGCGCUUCAAGGGCGCGCUGGACGCCCAGGGCAUCGACCGCCGCAACCUGUCGCUCCGCGGAUGGUGCCAGCCCUACAUGGCCUACAUCUGCAUCUUCUUCUUCAUCCUCAUCAUCUUCUUCAACGGCUUCGGCGCCUUCCUCGGGGGCUUCAGCGUCGCGGACUUCUUCGCCAGCUACAUCACCAUCCCCGUCUUCGCCAUCGCCUGGCUCGGCUUCCGCCUCUACAGCGCCAAGAUCGGCAACCCCUCCGGCCUGACGCCGCUCGACCAGAUCGAUCUCAGCAGGGGGCCUGCUGCGGCGCUGAAGGACACGAAGUAUGACCUCGGCGCGCCGCGUUCGAUGAUGAUGGCAUGA